This is a messenger RNA of Penicillium nucicola, 1224 nucleotides long. RefSeq lists its product as uncharacterized. Gene Ontology annotation, biological process: positive regulation of transcription by RNA polymerase II. The coding region runs from base 1 to 1224 and encodes 407 amino acids. The record is from RefSeq and is a predicted model, not a curated record. NCBI's taxonomy places the organism in Eukaryota, Fungi, Ascomycota, Eurotiomycetes, Eurotiales, Aspergillaceae. The transcript is spliced from 2 exons. Gene Ontology annotation, molecular function: zinc ion binding; DNA-binding transcription factor activity, RNA polymerase II-specific; sequence-specific DNA binding.
AUGAACGCUGUCAUUUCGGAAUUCAACAGCUAUAGUUAUUCCCACGCGAACACAAGUCUCCAAACCAAGACAACGCCAGACCCCAAGCACACGACCCUCUCCAAUUUCAACGUCAACCUCAACUUCAAAUUCACAUUCAAACCCUACCCCCCACCAUUCCGCAACGUCUCAGCCUGCAAUCGCUGCCGCCUCCGUAAACACCGCUGCGACCAGCGCCUUCCACGCUGCGAAUCCUGCGAAAAAGCAGGCGCCCGCUGUGUCGGCUACGACCCCCUCACCAAGCGCGAACUCCCGCGCAGCUAUGUCUCCUUCCUUGAAAGCCGCGUCGGAUAUCUCAAGCAAGUCUUAAUAGACCACAACAUCGACUUCAAGCCCGCGACUGCAUAUGAUGAGGAAGAAACACUUCGUCUAGAGGCGGAUAUCAAGCGCGGAGGCUCGCCCGAGGCCUCGUAUUCCAAGGAGGGGAUUGUGGCGCGGAACUCGAGUUCUACGUUGGAACAGCAGCGCGAUGGUUCGAGGCGGAAGAGGAAGAUCAGUGCUGUUGAAGGGGAUGAGGAUGAGGAGUAUUUGCCUCCGAGGCAGAUGAAGAGACUUUGUCAGUUGAGUUUGUUGUUGAAGGAGUUUUUCAAUGAUGGGUGUACGCGGAGGCAUUAUGGAGGUCGUGGCCGUGACUGUGACCGUGACCGGGACGAUGGCCAUGAUAAUGAUAAUGAUCGUGAUCAUGAUCAGCAGGAUAUAGCUGAGAUAGCCACACAUCAGGAUCGGGUCCAAGAUGGACCGCGGCAGUCGCAGCCCUGGUCGCCGCAGAGUUACGAGUCCAUGGAACACAGUGACAACCAUACGAUCUCUGGCUCGGAAUCGCCUGAAUACCCACCUAGGCAAUAUCACGAUUUGAACUCUGGGAAUGAGAUCUCGGCAUUUGAUGGGAUGUUUGGUUCAACUCGUGGUCCUAGGGGGUAUGGAGGAGAUCCGCAGCCGAAGAUCAAUCUUGGGUCUGAUUUGGUGGAUUUUGAACUUGAUAUGCCGGGGCCUAAGACAUCUUUUGUUGGGAGGAGUAGGAGUGCGAAAGCGAAUGCUAUUAGGCGUCGUGAGUCUUCGGAUGAAGAGCAGGCCGAGGCGGAUGCCAAGUUUGAUAUUGGGGCUGAGCUUUUGAGACAGAGGACUGAGAAGGCGAAUUAUGAUUUGUUGGAUGAGUUUCUUGUUGGGUGGAGGGAUGUGGAUUGA